This is a messenger RNA of Capronia epimyces CBS 606.96, 792 nucleotides long. RefSeq lists its product as uncharacterized. The transcript has a single exon. The record is from RefSeq and is a predicted model, not a curated record. The coding region runs from base 1 to 792 and encodes 263 amino acids. NCBI's taxonomy places the organism in Eukaryota, Fungi, Ascomycota, Eurotiomycetes, Chaetothyriales, Herpotrichiellaceae. Gene Ontology annotation, molecular function: protein binding.
AUGGCCAGCAACGUCGAGGUAUCUGCAUCUCUCGAGCCCGUCGGGGCAAGAGCAAGAUCCGCACCAAACGAAGCUACUCGCCAGUACCAGGCGAAUGGUGCCGCCAUCCUUGCUGUGUGCUCAGGUGCGUAUGGUGCCCAGAUCUUGCAGAGAGACCAACUGUCUCAUCGGAUCAGCGCUGUUGCACCGCCGGUACCUUCAGCCAGCACUGCCACUGUUCAGGCUAACUCUGACCCAUACGAUCCAUUCUUCAUCCCUCUCCCGAUCCUCUUCGAAACUCCUGUGUCUCCACAGCCGGGCUCAGCAUUGCUCCAACUGCCAGACGAGAUCCUUACGUUGAUCAUGCAGCAAGUCAAAAUCCCAUACUUCCAAGUCUGCUUCGCCUUGACCUGCAAGGCCAUGGGCCGAAUUGCCAGCAUGAAGAAUCUCUUAUCCCCGUGGCGCGGAUAUCGAGACAAGGAUGGGUUGUUUCGCCUGUUGGAAAGAAAGCAUUACAUACCGCAACAGCUGAGACUUUGUCGCGCUUGUUUCCUUUUCCUCCCCCGCGACCGCGGCCACUGGACUCGAAUUCUGGCGGAACCCGAGUUCGACAACAAGUACGCAAAUUGGUGUGACAUUCUCAACUGGUUCGAUCCCAAAUCGUACUCGCAGCAUCGAUGUCCGCGUUGUUGCAUCCGUGUGUACACCAGUUACAUGAGUGAGGAGUGUUAUGAGACCGAUACCGGGGACAAGGGCGUCAGCAACGGAAAGAGAAUUUGUCCGGAAUUGGUGAGGCGAAUGAACAAACCCUAA